AUGGCAGAGUUCGUUGAAGCAAGCUUAGAAAAUUUGUUACCGGCGCUGGAGGAAAUUGCUGCUGUCCAGUUACUAACAACUCAAGAGAUCAGUGUAUUUGUGAAACGCUGUCGGAGGUAUGAAUACAGACUACAGAAAAGAGAAAAGACUCCGGAGGAUUUUCAAAUAUAUGCAGAUUACCUCUCUGACUUGCUGGACCUUCUGUCCUUCAGAAGAACUAAAGUGAAGGCCGAGAAAAAUUGGAGUAAAAUAAAACGUGAAGUUGUUAGAAAAAUAACCAGCUUACUGAGAAGAUGUUGUGAAAGAUUCAAAGGUCAAAUGGAGCUCUGGAGAAAGUUAUUCAGUUUUCUACAAAAAAAUAACUGUAAUGGCGAUUUGAGUAAAGCCUAUACAUCUUGUCUCCAGUAUAAUAACAGAAACGUAGAGCUGUACGGAGAGGCUGCAAAGUUUGAAUUGGUGCAAAACGCUAGUGUCGAAAAUGCUCGUGUUGUUCUUCAAUUAGCCUUACGAAGACAUACUGAUUGUGCCCAUUUGUUUAGUAUUUUCUUCGAAAUUGAAGUUUUAUACGUGGAAAAGAUAUUAUCCCGUCGUGAAUUCUUGAGCUCAAAUGGUAAAAAAAAAUCUGACGAGGAAAACGAGCCAGAGUUGAAUGUUGAAGAUAUUUCGGAUGCUAUACUUAAUCUUCGAGUGGCUGAAAUCGUUUUGAAAAACGCAGUUCGCUCUGUGAAAGAAUGCGAUAAAGGAGACAUGUUGAACGAAAUGUGGAUUAUCUUAUUCCAAGCAAAAGCGGCUAACAAGGAAUGUGUUGAGAGAGUUAGAAACGCUAUUGAAACAGAGAUUGAAAACCUUACUCAAGAGUGUAAACACUCUUUCCUCGCUACGAAAGCUUCCCUGGAGGGAAAGAAUGUUUAUGAUGUUUUUGAUGAGGCUAUCCAAGUGUGUCCGACGCAAGAUAUGUAUAGGAAAUACUUGAAGUAUUGUGGAAACCAUCCAGAAGAUCCAAUAUCCAAAGCGAAAGCAUCGCUCGUUUUAGGUAAACUAAUGGAGAACGGUUGGGCGACUGAACAAGAUUAUAAAGCUUCGCUUUCGAAUGUUAACUUAAUCCUUGACCAAGCCGAUGUUGAAAAGGUUUUGGAUCACGCCAUCAAGGAUCAUCCGGAGUCUGCAGUUUUCUGGACGAAAUACAUUCAAAACAAAAUAAAAAACUCACGAAUUACUGAAAAAAAUAUUCCUGAGUUUUUUGAUUUAUUCAGUAAAGCUCUUGAUAAAAUUUCUUCGGAUGAUGGAACACCUAUCUGGGAACUUUUGAUUGACUUUAGUGUUGAACAUUCGCAAAAGAAUGUCGAGAAGAUUUUCGACCGUGCCUUCUUAGUGGCUUCACCAGUUGUCUCUUCUCAAAUCAAAAUUGUUAGAAUAAACUAUUUGAAUGCUCUUGUCUCAGAACAGAAAAUUAGUAAUGAGGAGCGUACAACUGAGUUACAUAAGCUGAUUCAACAAAAACCAAACGAACCAAACUUCUAUUUACGUGCUGCUGAAGAGGCUCUAUCAUGGCCAGUCCCUGAUAUUUCCUUGGCCAGGAAAUGCUUCGAUGCUGCAGUAUCAGAACACUCAACCAGUAGUCCAGAAUCAUGGCUCGCGUACAUCAAAUUUUCAUACGAUCAUGAUGUCAACCAAAUCUCCAAGUUACAUCAGAGAGCUAUGACUAGUCUUGAUAAGCAGUUUGCGCAGGACUUUAUCACAGGAUGGACGCUGUUGAGUCAUAGGGAAGCAGAAAAGGCUAUAAAAACGGAAUCCGACGCGGUGAAGAGAUCGAUCGGAGAUGUUAAAGAUGAAAUAAUGUCUUCCUGGGCUGAACAGUUUGAAGAGCAGGAAAAAGCCGAGGAAUCUCUGCCAAGAACCAAUAUGUUCGCUAAUGCUCAAGCAAGUCAUUCUCCUCACCCUCCACAACAUUCUUUUGGAGUGUCUUCAAGAGGAGGUGGUAGAGGGUUCCAAACGGGGAAUGCUGUCUUCAAUCCGAAUUUGUUUUCUGUUUCAAGAGGUUCUCCUACUGUUAAUAGAGGAAGAGGAAGGGGAGCAUCUAAUUUCGUUCCAGCAGUUCAACAAAAACAGUCACUGGACGAAUCAACUAUAGAUAAUCCGAUGACUCCUGAGGAAAUUGCUCUUCUCAAUAAAUUCCUCCAUAAAAAAGUUCAAAUGAUGAGAGAGGGAACUGUCGAUGUUCAGAAGCAAAGAGCGGAUCCAACAAGCCCUCUGCAUUCUGUAAUUGCGUUCAGGGAACUCAGAAUCAAGCCAGAGUUACUUAAAGCUUUAGAUCUGAUGGGAUUCGAACAGCCAUCGAAAAUCCAAGAGUUCGCUUUACCUCUUCUGCUUAUGGAACCACCUACCAAUCUGAUUGCUCAAUCUCAAUCUGGAACCGGUAAAACCGCUGCUUUCGUUCUGACAAUGUUAUCGAGAGUUAAUGUCGAGAAGAAAAUGCCUCAAUGUCUUUGUUUGGCUCCAACGUACGAAUUAGCGAGGCAAAUAGGAGAAGUUAUGACGGAAAUGUCCAAGUUCAUGGGAGAUUUCAAAAUACAUUACGCUGUGAAAGGAAGUACAGUUAAUCGUGGGCAAACUUUGACAGAACAAGUUAUUAUUGGAACUCCUGGAAGAGUUAUCGAUUACAUUACCAAAUAUCGUGCUUUUGACCCAGCAGAGAUUAUCUGUAUUGUCUUAGAUGAAGCCGAUGUUAUGAUAAGCCAGAGAGGACAUCUUGACCUGAGCUAUAGAAUUUACAAUGCCGUUUCACAAGCUUCUCCAAAUGUACAAGCCAUGCUUUUCUCGGCUACAUAUGAUCCUCCUGUUAUGGAGUUUGCGGAAAAACUCAUAAAGGACGCUGUCUCAGUUACUCUGAAAAGAGAAGACCAAGCUCUUCCUAAUAUUAAACAGUAUUAUGUUGAGUGCCAUAGCAGAGACGCUAAAUUCAAGGCUGUCUGCGAUUUGUACAGUGGUUUAGUGAUCGCGUCAUCUGUUAUUUUCACUCAUACUAGGAGCAGUGCAACCUGGAUAGCGAACAGAAUGCUGGAAAGAGGACACGACGUCGCUGUGUUACACGGAGAUAUGACAGUUAAAGAGAGAGCUUUAGCAAUAGAGCAGUUCAAAGAAGGCUACUAUAAAGUACUAAUCACUACUAAUGUUUGUGCUAGAGGUAUCGACGUUUCUCAAGUUUCGAUAGUCAUUAACUAUGAUGUACCAUAUUAUAUGGAUAACAGAGAGGAGCCGGACUUUGAAACAUAUAUACACAGAAUCGGAAGAACUGGUAGGUUUGGUAAAUCGGGCAUUGCCAUUAAUUUCGUUGAUACUCAUCAAGCUUACAAUAUGAUCAAAAAGAUCGAACAGCACUUUGGAAAGGACAUCGUAAAACUAGAUCCAAGCGACUUGGCCCAGCUAGAAGAUAUUGAAAAGGACAACUAG
Auanema sp. JU1783 is the source of this 3450-nucleotide messenger RNA. The record is from the annotation of a GenBank genome assembly. Lineage: Eukaryota; Metazoa; Nematoda; Chromadorea; Rhabditida; Rhabditidae.